AUGUACAUCCCAAGACACGGAUCUCACUCUGGCUCCGGUCGCGGCAGAGGAUACCGAGGAAGAUUCAACCGACCUUCUGGAAAAAUCUCAUGGAGAAAGAAACCAGAAGUAGCUGAGCCACCAGCACCUCGUUUAGGAUCCGUAUUGGCGACGGUUGAGAUUAGUGAUCUGGUGGAGGGGUUGAGAGAAGAGGACUCCAAGAUCACCGACUGCAGGGAUCUUGCAUCCUACAAUUGGCUGAAUCGGAAGGAGCCGACCAUCCUGAUUCCAGGAAAACCUCCCGCUUGGACGCCACAGCCGGACCGGGUCAAGCUUCGCGAAGACGACGGCGAAUACUUUCGAGACCAGAAUGCCGCAAGAUAUCCUUCCCAUCCUCUACAGCCAGCGGUAGAGGCUAUUCUAAAGCAGAAUCCUGAUUUCUUGACGACCGACGUUGACAUCGUUGGGUGUGGUAGCACCUUGGGAAAUCUGCUCCGAUUUGCACGAGGAACCGACAGGAAAUUCCGUAUGGUAUUGGAAGCAAUCGGAUCGACAGUUUUUUUCGUUCGCAGAGAGAACUCGCCUACGCAGACAAUUUCGGGUGUUUUUGGAUAUGGGCACACGUUCCCUGAAGCUAAUACGACCUGGGAGGCAGAGGUGAAGGGGUCUGAGUCUCAUCAACGCAUAAUCCAGUAUUCAUUUGGAGGAAUGAAGUGCCUUGUCCGCUUUGAAGCAGAUGGAUAUCAUCGUGAUCUCGUAUCUCAGACAUCUGGGCCUGAGGAUAUAUCCGCUGAUCGAAGCGUCGAUCAGCUUUUGUCUGUCCUCAACGGCAGCACUGUGAGUUCCCACCAACCCACGGAAAAGAACCUGACCAUCGAAUCCACCGGAAGCUACGUGCCACGAGAAGCAAUCUUUGAUCUCAAGACACGUACCGUCUGGAAGAAGGACAAGAAUAUCAUCGGCGAGGAGCUCCCCCGGCUCUGGAUUUCGCAGAUUCCAAAUCUAGUUCUUGCCUUCCACCGCUCCGGAGUAUUUGAGGACAUCGAAAAGAUAGAUGCUCGAGAGCAUAUCGCCAGCUGGGAGAAACAGCAAAAACAUGAUUUGUCCAAGUUUGCGGCACUGCUGAGACUUUUAGUUGCCUUUGCCCGUGGUCAACCGGAACGAUUCGAGGUGUUCUACGACGGGGAAAGUGGGGUUUUAGAACUGCGUGAGGCAUGCGACGAUGUCAACAAGACCUUGCCAGAGGAGGUGGACGAUAUAUGGUUAUUAGGAGCAUAUGAUGGCUUCGAUAGAGCAGUUGUGAAAGAGGAUGCGAAAGAGGAUGCUGAUGAUUGGAGUGACUCCGACAAGGAUUUUACGGCUUGUUCGGAGGAAUGUGGAUAUUGCGGCCAUUGCUAA
Aspergillus wentii DTO 134E9 is the source of this 1377-nucleotide messenger RNA. RefSeq lists its product as uncharacterized. The transcript is spliced from 2 exons. The coding region runs from base 1 to 1377 and encodes 458 amino acids. The record is from RefSeq and is a predicted model, not a curated record. Lineage: Eukaryota; Fungi; Ascomycota; Eurotiomycetes; Eurotiales; Aspergillaceae.